This is a messenger RNA of Haemonchus placei, 219 nucleotides long. The record is from the annotation of a GenBank genome assembly. Lineage: Eukaryota; Metazoa; Nematoda; Chromadorea; Rhabditida; Trichostrongylidae.
AUGGACGAGGAUGACGAUGGAAUACGAGAUGUACCGAAGUAUACACGACUAUAUUACACUCUUCAUAUUCUCCAAAUAACAAAGGCAAACGCAUGGUCUGUGGCCUGUACCCAUGAGCCACGUGGCGCCAUGACAUGGCCAAUGCUGCCAGAGUGGAAUCUUGGAUUUGCACCGAAGGAAUCGCUGCCACUGAUUCCGACGAUGACAUUGGUUCCGUGA